UUCUGAACAUUUUGUAUGUUUCUUCAACAGUGAUUUUGCAAUCAUUACCCCAUUGAAAAGGGUCUCCAAGAAUUCAGUAAACUUACUCUCUCUUUGGGUUAGAGAAUCCGGCGAGGACUAGAGAUGUUGGCUAACGAGAAUCCAAGGGGUUUCUUUACGCCGCAGCCGCUCAAGUUAAGUGGUUCGCCGGUGCCGGCCUCUCAGUGUAAGCCGCCUCGUCCUCACAGCGCCGGCAAACAGGAUCUCUUUCACGUCAUUCACAAAGUACCCGCCGGCGAUUCUCCCUAUGUCCGGGCUAAACAUGUUCAGUUAAUCGAAAAGGAUCCAAGCCGGGCAGUUUCGCUGUUCUGGGCAGCUAUAAAUUCUGGUGAUCGAGUUGAUAGUGCUCUUAAAGACAUGGCUAUUGUGAUGAAACAGCUCAACCGUUCAGAUGAAGCCAUUGAAGCAAUCAAGUCUUUUCGCCAUCUUAGCCCUACAGACUCACAGGAAUCCAUUGACAAUAUAUUGAUUGAACUCUACAAGAGAUCGGGUAGAAUCGAAGAGGAAAUUGAAAUGAUUGAACAUAAACUUAAGAACAUUGAAGAGGGCAUAGCUUUUGGUGGGAAGAAGACUAAGACAGCUAGAUCUCAGGGCAAAAAGGUUGAAAUCACACUUGAGAAAGAGUACUCAAGAUUGCUAGGUAACUUGGCCUGGGCACACAUGCAUUUGAAGAAUUAUAAAUCAGCCGAAGAGAAUUACAGAAAAGCUCUUUCCCUUGAGCCAGAUAAGAAUAAGCAGUGCAAUCUUGCAAUCUGCUUGAUGCACAUGAAUAAGAUUGCUGAGGCGAAGUUUCUGCUUCAAUCCAUAAGGGCUUCAUCUGAUUAUAGGGAGAUGGAUGACUCGUGUCACAAGUCCCUAGAACGAGCCAUGGAAAUGCUUGCUGAAUUUGAGUCACAGAACGGUAGUAUGGUGGCGGGAGGAGAGAUUUGUAAAGGAAGAACAUCCUCCACUAGUACAUUAGAUGUUGAAUCUGACAGCAAAGGAGGGACUGUUGUACGGCUUUUAACCGUUGAUAAAUUGAAGAGAGAUUCUGUUUCUUGCUGGAGAAAAUAUGGCGGUGGACAUCUAGAAUCCCCGGGAGGAGGACCCUUUACGCAACCAAGAAGAUGUGCUGCUGCAUGGUCAUCAUUCAAUAAUAAUGGCCAUCAGAAGAAAGGAGGAUGGUCCAGAACUAGCAGAAAAUUGUCAUUUGAAAGCAAUAAUAAUACUACUUGCAUCUUUCUACCACCACCUUCUACUAAUGAGAAGCUGCUGAGAUCUGAUUUGGGUCACUGGAAAAAUUGCAAUGUUAUGAAAACUCAAUCUACAUUGCCAAAGAUGAUUCAUGAUGAGAAAUGGAGAAGAGACUACUACUCGUUGCAAAAUAACAAGAAGAAAUUUAUGGAGUCAAUUAGUUUUGCCUUAGAAGAAGAAUCACCAACUGUUGAUUUUUCAAGUGCACCUCAUUUCUUGAAACAGAAUUCUGAAUUGCUUGACACAACCGAACAUCUCAAUCUCAUAGGAACUGAGAAAUCUGCCAAUAAUGAGAAACAACAAAAUAAGAAGAGUUGGGCUGAUAUGGUCGAAGAAGAAGAUGAGCAAGAAGACAUGCAAUCUUUCGAAACUCAAAGCAACAAGUCCUCUAACAGUCAAGAGCUUAGAGACGACGACGAGGAGUUCAAUGACGAAAAUGCUGACUGCAAUGUAAUUCGAGAGAUCCCUAGUCUAAAGAAUCUAGCAGAGAAUAUAAGCCAAAGUCUUGAAACAUUAGAUCUCAAUGGUGGAUACUAUACUCAACCUGAACAAAGUACAGAUGGAAUAGAGACAUGGCCAUCUUCUUCAUUCCACACACAGUUGAAUUUUGAGAUUGUUAAGUUGGUUCCACCUGAAGGGGGGGACUUAACCAUCCAAACUCCUCUUAGACUACUAAAGCGAAGGAACAGACUGCAAGUCUUCCAGGAUAUAACUCCAGACAGUCCAAGGUUUUGAUGAAUGGUUUGUCAAUCAAUGUGCAUACAGGACAGAGUGUAAAUACCAUAUAGGAUUUGAUUCUUUCUAUUUGUGAAUAGAGCCCCUAUGAGUGUGUGUAUCUUCACUGUUCCUAGACUUGGGUUUUUCCUUUCUGUAUAAAUUGACUUUUCUUGGAUUGAUUGUAUGAUAAUGGAGAGAGUUGAGAGCAAUAUUUG
This is a messenger RNA of Ipomoea triloba (trilobed morning glory), 2204 nucleotides long. RefSeq names its product protein POLLENLESS 3-LIKE 1-like. Lineage: Eukaryota; Viridiplantae; Streptophyta; Magnoliopsida; Solanales; Convolvulaceae. The coding region runs from base 124 to 2007 and encodes 627 amino acids. The record is from RefSeq and is a predicted model, not a curated record. The transcript is spliced from 5 exons. Gene Ontology annotation, molecular function: protein binding.